CAAAUGGAAUAAAUUUUAACUCCAAAGAUGGCGUCCAUCAGGUACAUCCCUCAUUCAUUCCCUCCUUAUAGACGGGGGGACGGAGCCUAUAUCGACAGCCCCGAGGCUAAGAGCAUACUGGAAAAGGGCAGACAAUGGCUCCGUGAGAAUAUCAUUAAGUAUCAUUCCGAGUAUCCCGUGGAUACUACUGUAGCUCCUUCUAAUGAUACUCGGAGGAAGUCACGUGAUCCUUCUAUAUAUACAGGGGCUGGUGGUAAUGCUUAUGUUAACUGGAAGUUGAGUCAGUAUUAUCUCUCCGUUGGUAAUAAUGAUUAUUAUAUCGAGCACCUGAUGAAGGCAAUUGAAGCCAUACAUACUGCAUUAAGCAUCGGAGGAGAUGAUGGGAUAGCGUUUUAUAUUGGAAAAGCAGGUCUCUACACUUUGGCUUCAUUGAUUUAUAAUUCCUACAAUGAGCCAGUAAAGACUGAGACUUAUUUGAAAAGUCUUCUCUCGUGUCUUCCAGCUGCUCUCUCUCCCUCGCCUGAUGAGGUACUCUAUGGUAGAGCUGGUUACUUGUCCUGUCUCCUCAUCGCUAAGAAGUACCUACCAGCUGAUGUCUGUACUAAAUGCAACCUUGACGGAGCCAUGAGACAGAUGUUUGAUACACUGAUAGCCUCUGGUCAACAAGGACACAAAAAGAUUCUUCGUUAUUUCUAUUAUGGUUCAGACUACCUAGGUGCUGCCCAUGGUACAGCUGGUAUAUUAUUCACACUGUUACACUGUCCAGUUGAGUGGAUCAACGAACCAAACAUUAAACCAUUACUAGUCAAAACCAUCGACCACCUGGUAUCAGCUCAACUACCUAACUAUUUUUAGCUUCUGGUGCCUCGGAUAAGAUAAAUAAAGAGCUAAGCGGACAAUAAACAACUUUUUCCUUGUGGAAAUUUGAUAUAAAGACCCUACAGCACUCGAGCAGAAGGCAGUAAUGCCUUGAAGACAGAGUAGUGAAAUGUAAUAUGCUCAGACAGGACAACUGCUUUGCCCUCGCUUCACACCUACGUGUGGCUCAAGUAAUAAUUUGAUGGGGACACUCCGAGCUCCGAUGAUAGAUCAAACUAGACCAACCCAGGAGCCUCCACUCAUCACAAGGACUAAUGAUGUAUUCCAGAUCGGUACCCCAAGAGUAAGGAUACAGCAACUAAUUUGCUGAUUGUCACAGACUAUCAUUGUCUUGUUGUGUCAUUAAUAACAGAGUCCCUGAUUGUGUUAGCUACAGAUGGUUUAAAGAUGAUACAAUUUGAUGAACCUCAGUCUUUUUAUUCUUGUUUGUGGUGAGUUCGGUGAUCAAUAGAUGAUAAUCCCAGUCAUCCCACCAUAAGUUACUUGGAGAUGCUGCUGUACCUCUCCUAAUAAAUCAGUGACUGCUCACAACAAUGAGGAAGACAUUUGACUAGUUUUAAACUUUUAAUUUACUAUAAUUUAGUGUUAAUAAUAAUUAAAAUACCUGUGAUGUGCUGUGUUUGAGAUAAUCAUAUUCAUAGUUGAUAUACACAAUAUAAAUAAUAAACACUUAACAAACAAUUAGCAGCUACUUCACACGUGACCACCAAACCUGCACUUACAUUAAC
Molecule: messenger RNA, 1607 nt
Organism: Amphimedon queenslandica
Lineage: Eukaryota; Metazoa; Porifera; Demospongiae; Haplosclerida; Niphatidae
Product: lanC-like protein 3
Exons: 3
Coding region: 28-855 (275 amino acids)
Biological process (GO): carbohydrate metabolic process; peptide modification
Cellular component (GO): plasma membrane
Source: RefSeq, a predicted model, not a curated record